GGAGCGGACGUGUUGACGGUACAAAAAACUGCGAAAGAAGAGUGUGUGUGUGUGAGAGAGAAAGAGAGGGAGAAAGAGACUGUAUUAGAUAGUGAGAUAAGAAAUUGAAAAAAAAAAACCGAAAAGAAACUAAACAUGUCUUGGUUCAGCAAGAAAAAGGAAACUGAUCAAAGCUCAGAAACGGCGCCCAAUUGGUCUCUAGUUGAGCAGGAUCCACGUAAAAAUGUACGAACAACGAGUGCCGCCACCUCAACCACAAAUACAGCGGUGCAAAAUUCGACCAUAUUCGAUCAUAAUAAUCAUACGGUAACUUACCUGUCCACACGACAAACGGUGACGCAUACCCAGCAGGCCAAAGUGACGGAGAUUGUACACCGACGUACACCAAGUCAGGCCGAAUUGGAAGAGCUCUUUGCAAGCAUGCGCAUGGGUAAAGGGGCUACAACGACAACAACAACAACAACAUCAACUGGCAAUUCACGAUCACGACCACCCAGUCUAAACGGUGUGGCUUUGCGUUCAACAACAAAUUUCAAGGCCAAUGCAACAAACUCAUCGGGAGGAGCCAAACGGACUAGCACAAUAGCUAAAACAGAACACACAACGGUGACGCAGAAAAAUGGCAAAACGGUUACUCAGCGUGUGGAAACGCAACGUGUUGAGGUGAAACCGAAGAGCAAAUGGCCACCAUGGUCAACCCAAUCAUCGGCGUCCUCUUCGUCGUCAUCGUCGGCAACAGCGCCAAGUUCAAGUACAGCUCUCAAGCCUUAUGUGUCGCCCUAUGCACACGAGAAACCAUCUGCAUUUGGUUAUGUCUCGACAUAUGGCCAACAGAAUCCAUUGACUACCUCUUUCACACCGUCUACCUCAUUUAAGCCAACUACAUCUAGCAAAAUACUGACCUCUACCUCGGUGCCAAAGCCCUACAGCAGUUACACAGCGCCCACAACAGCGCCCUCGCCCAUUAGCCAUUUUGAUGCCAAGGGCAGCCUUCCUCAGAAACCAUCAACUAGCUCGUCCACUUCUUCCCUAUCCAAGAUAUUUGCCAAGAAAAAACUAAAGCCCGCUCGCGUCUACAUUUUCAAUCAUGAAAAAUUCGACACUGAGAAUGAAUAUCGGGUUGGCAGUGCCCAGGAUGUGAAGGCAUUGCGCAAAGUAUUCGAGCAAUUCAAAUGCAAGGUUGAGGUAAUAACCAAUGGCACAGUUGCCACCGUUAGGAGCACAAUCAGAAUGUUGGAAUCGAAAAGAUUUGAGGAGCAAUCGGCCUUGGUUAUUGUUAUCCUCACUCAUGGAAGACGUCACGACAAGCUUGCGGCCAAAGAUUCGGAUUACUCGCUGGACGACGAUGUCAUUUUUCCCAUUCUACGCAAUCGUACGCUCUCGGAUAAACCAAAAUUAUUUUUUGUUCAGGCCUGCAAGGGAUCCAUGGAAAAGGGAGGCUUUAAAACAGAUGCCGCCCAACCGCAUGGUGCUCCAAAUGAGAUUUACAAAUGCUACAGCACCUAUGAGGGCUACGUGUCCUUUCGCACUGAGGAUGGCACACCAUUUAUACAAACCUUAUGUGAGGCUUUAGAAAGAUCGGGAAAGACAAAAGAUAUUGACUCCAUAAUGACAGAUGUACGAGUUGUGGUUAAACAAGCAACCCAGGAUGGCCAGAUACCAUCGGUAACUAGCACAUUGACAUCAAAAUACGUUUUCGGUGAUUACUUGUAAAAUUCCCGGUACUAUAGAGCCAUUGUAUAGCCAUUUUGUGAUUGCCAUUUACGACAGAUACUUUUGAUUUGUGUUAUCUAUAUUCAAGUCGCACAUAUAUAUUUACAUUAAGUAUUUAACCAAAUAUUAAUUUAAGACAGUAUUUAAUUAUAUUUACACUGAAAUUAUUUAAAGCAUUUAUAUUAAGAUCAUAUUGAGGUUGAUUUUAUGUUAAUAACAUAUUAAGCCGAUAUUCUGACAAUAAUAAUAUUUUUUCAUUCAAUUAUAGCUAAAAGCAAAUGUUCAUGUUUGACAAAAUAAAAUUUAUUCAAAUGA
Messenger RNA from Drosophila willistoni, 2028 nucleotides. RefSeq names its product mucin-5AC. The coding region runs from base 136 to 1713 and encodes 525 amino acids. The transcript has 3 exons. NCBI's taxonomy places the organism in Eukaryota, Metazoa, Arthropoda, Insecta, Diptera, Drosophilidae. The record is from RefSeq and is a predicted model, not a curated record. Gene Ontology annotation, biological process: proteolysis; apoptotic process. Gene Ontology annotation, cellular component: cytoplasm.